AUGUCUGUUGUUGGUUCUCUUAUAUUCUGUUUUGACUGCGGUAACCUGCUGGACAACCCGAGCACGGGGCACGGGGACAGCAUCGAGUGCGCGCAGUGCCAGGCGAGGUACCCAAAGGCAGAUUUCUCGAAUCUGAAAGUGGUCACGACGACCGCUGAGGAUGCGUUCCCCUCCGCGCUGCGGUCGAAGAAGUCCGUGGUGAAGACACAAUUGAAGAAGGAUGAGCUGGGCGAGGGGGCCACGAUCAAGGAGAAGUGUCCGCAGUGUGGGAACGACGAGAUGCAGUACCACACGCUGCAAUUGCGGUCUGCAGACGAAGGUGCGACCGUGUUCUACACGUGUACGUCGUGCGGGUACAAGUUCAGAACCAAUAACUGA
This is a messenger RNA of Huiozyma naganishii CBS 8797, 378 nucleotides long. It is a transcript of the gene RPA12, whose product is annotated as DNA-directed RNA polymerase I core subunit RPA12. The coding region runs from base 1 to 378 and encodes 125 amino acids. Gene Ontology annotation, cellular component: RNA polymerase I complex. Gene Ontology annotation, biological process: DNA-templated transcription; termination of RNA polymerase I transcription. Lineage: Eukaryota; Fungi; Ascomycota; Saccharomycetes; Saccharomycetales; Saccharomycetaceae. The record is from RefSeq and is a predicted model, not a curated record. Gene Ontology annotation, molecular function: nucleic acid binding; DNA-directed RNA polymerase activity; zinc ion binding. The transcript has a single exon.